Messenger RNA from Pseudomassariella vexata, 846 nucleotides. Its product is annotated as Alpha/Beta hydrolase protein. NCBI's taxonomy places the organism in Eukaryota, Fungi, Ascomycota, Sordariomycetes, Amphisphaeriales, Pseudomassariaceae. Gene Ontology annotation, molecular function: hydrolase activity. Bases 1 to 846 code for a protein of 281 amino acids. The transcript is spliced from 2 exons. The record is from RefSeq and is a predicted model, not a curated record.
AUGCUUCUUUCGACCGCCAAGGGCAAGCUUGCCGAUCUGCAAUCGCUGCUGCUCCUCUGCCUCGCAAGCACGGUUGUCGGCCAAGAGAGUACCAGCACCUGCUCGGCGGUGCACAUUAUCUUAGCACGUGGUCGUAAUGAGCCAUAUCAGGGUCAACGGCAGCAACUCCUCGUCAAUGCUACUUGCAUCGCACUGGGUUCGACCAGCUGUGACUAUGAGGACAUAGAGUACUACAACACCUUCGAGGCACAGUAUUGCGACUCUCUCUACGAGGGCAUUACUAAUGGCAUUUCGCAAAUCACCGCCUACAAUAAGCGUUGUCCCGAGGCCAAGCUUGUGCUCAGCGGGUUCUCGCAGGGCGCCCAGGUCAUCGGCGACAUCCUCGGCGGCGGCGGAGGCAUCUUUGUCGAAGGCUGUAAGCAGACGACAACAUCGAAGCUGAAGUCGAGCACGGACGCGGCUCCUGGCAACAAAAUCGUCGCGGCGCUUAUGUGGGGCGAUAAACGUCAUGUCGCCAGCCAGCCCUACAAUGUCCUCUCCGGAUUACACAAGGACGGGCAGUUCCCCCGUAGCGGCAGCCAGUUGUUGGCCCUGAACCGUUUCUCGAGCAUCCUGAGGUCCUACUGUGCCAUUACGGACCCCAACUGUGCCCUGGGGCACAACGUGACGGACCACCUCAACUAUUUCAACAACUAUGCCAAUGAUGCAGCCGAGUGGAUCCGGCAAAUGGUCAGGAGUGCGGACCUACCCAAGACAACGACGUCGUCUGCUACUUCGAGUCCAAUCGCCAGCGCGGAUACGUCCACUACGAGCCCAGCUGCUACCAGUACGUCAACACAGCGAUGA